Messenger RNA from Lagopus leucura (white-tailed ptarmigan), 908 nucleotides. RefSeq names its product histone-lysine N-methyltransferase KMT5C-like. NCBI's taxonomy places the organism in Eukaryota, Metazoa, Chordata, Aves, Galliformes, Phasianidae. The record is from RefSeq and is a predicted model, not a curated record. Gene Ontology annotation, cellular component: nucleus. The annotation marks the transcript as partial. The transcript has 8 exons. Gene Ontology annotation, molecular function: protein binding; histone H4K20 methyltransferase activity.
CAGCGGCGGAGCAGCGGGAGGAGCAGGGGAGGCCCGGCCCGGAUCCGCGCAGCUCCCGGGCUCCUCCCGCCGCUCUCAGGGCUCAGGACCGAACGCUGGAUCCGGAUUUCUCAGUGAAGGAUGCCCCGCGCGGAACGGCGAUGGGGUCCCGGCGGCUGACAGCGCGGGAGCUGUGCGAGAUCGAUGACCUGGCGACCAGCCUGGUGCUGGACUCCGUGCUGGGCUUCCGCACACACAAAAUGGGCGUCAGCCCCCUCCCCGCCCUGCGGCGGAAGCACCUCCUGAGGGCAGCGGUUGAAGGCUUCCGGAGGCGGCGGGACCUAGAAGCGGCGUGGCGGGCGCUGAGCGGGGCCUGGGCCGCGGCCUUCUUCCAACGGCGGCGCCCGUUGCAACGCGCCGCGCUUAAGAGUCACGUUUUCCACUACCUGCGCAUCUUCCUUCCUGAGAGCGGCUUCGCCAUCCAGCCCUGCAGCCGCUACUCACAGGAGACCAACGGAGCCCGCGUGGUCUCCACUCGCACCUGGCAGAAGAACGACACGCUGGAGCUGCUGGUGGGCUGCAUUGCUGAGCUGCGGGCGCACGACGAGGCGCUGCUGCGCUCGGGGGAGAACGACUUCAGUAUCAUGUACUCCACGCGCAAGCAGUGUGCCCAGCUCUGGCUGGGCCCUGCUGCCUUCAUCAACCACGACUGCCGGCCCAACUGCAAGUUUGUGCCUGCAGAAGGGAACGUGGCACGGGUGCAGGUGCUGCGGGACAUCGCGCCGCAGGACGAGAUCACCUGCUUCUAUGGGGACAGCUUCUUUGGGGACAACAACGAGCGCUGCGAGUGCUGCACCUGCGAGAGGAAGGGUGAAGGCGCCUUCCGGAAGCGCAUUGGUGGGGCUCAACCGGUGCCCCCCCUGAUCCCC